GGGGAGCGGAGCCUGGGCGUGUGCCGCUCGCCGCUGCCGGGGCUCGCCGAGCCGCCUCUGGUGCACACACACGUACAUUGUCCGAGCGAGCUGCCGCCGCCGCCGCAGCGAGAGAGCGCCCCGGGGCUCGGUGCCAAUGCGGGGUGGGCGCUGCAAGCCGGGAGCUUCUCCACCACCCCGGUGGAAAGUUCAUCUUCGCCUGGGCCCGCCGCACCAUUGAUCCAGAGCGGCCGCCGCCGGGGAGGGAGGCAGGAUCUGCGGCUCUGGCCGGGAGGGGGGAUUUUUUUUUUGCCUUUUCCCUCCAAACUUUCUGUGCGCGCCUCCCGCAGAAGGCCUCCCGCCCCCGCCGAGGAUUUGCCUCUUCCCCGCUGUCUGCCGUGCAAGGAAAGCCGCCGGGGCGGGCGUGAGCGCUGGGGGAAUUGAGCCAUCCCCGACAACGAGGGGUCCACCACUUUCUACAGGGCCAGAGUGGCCAUCAACAGGGUGUUGGUGCUGCUGGAGACCCUGAGCUGGGGUCAGCGAGAAGAUGACUGAGUAUAAGCUGGUGGUGGUUGGAGCAGGUGGCGUUGGGAAGAGCGCUUUGACAAUACAGCUCAUUCAGAACCAUUUUGUUGAUGAAUAUGACCCCACGAUAGAGGAUUCCUACAGAAAGCAGGUAGUCAUUGACGGAGAGACCUGUCUGUUAGACAUCCUGGACACGGCGGGUCAAGAGGAGUACAGCGCCAUGCGAGACCAAUACAUGCGGACGGGGGAGGGCUUCCUGUGUGUCUUCGCCAUUAACAAUACGAAAUCCUUUGAAGAUAUUCACCAGUACAGAGAGCAGAUCAAGAGAGUGAAGGAUUCAGACGAUGUCCCCAUGGUGUUGGUGGGAAACAAGUGUGACCUUCCAGCCCGGACAGUGGAAACCCGGCAAGCACAGGACCUGGCCAGGAAUUACGGGAUCCCCUACAUAGAGACAUCAGCAAAAACCAGACAGGGUGUUGAAGACGCCUUCUAUACCUUAGUGCGGGAGAUCCGGCAGCACAAACUACGCAAGCUGAAUCCACCGGAUGAAAGUGGCCCAGGCUGCAUGAAUUGUAAAUGUGUGAUAUCAUGACCAAGUUGACCGGACCGUGACUUGGAGGGGUUUCCACUGUGCGGCGCACGCGGACAGAGGUGAAACAAAAGCAGCAGCAAACUGAUUCAGGGGAGGAGUAUGGGGGAGGAGGGAGACAAGGAGGAGGAUAUCUUGAGCCCCGCAUGGACUGUCUCAAACUUCAUCAAGGCCUGUGACAAGCAACUUUUUUUCCCCCUCCCCGUCUCCUUUUGCCUCCUCCUCUCCCAGCAACUGUACAAAGCCACAGAUUGAAUCACAGUAAAUUAUUAUUUGAUGGUCUCGACAAA
Trachemys scripta elegans is the source of this 1383-nucleotide messenger RNA. It is a transcript of the gene HRAS, whose product is annotated as HRas proto-oncogene, GTPase. Gene Ontology annotation, biological process: Ras protein signal transduction. Bases 527 to 1096 code for a protein of 189 amino acids. Gene Ontology annotation, cellular component: plasma membrane. Gene Ontology annotation, molecular function: GTPase activity; GTP binding; GDP binding. The record is from RefSeq and is a predicted model, not a curated record. Lineage: Eukaryota; Metazoa; Chordata; Testudines; Emydidae. The transcript has 7 exons.